AUGGCCGACAGACCACCGGAUCAGGUGGCCCCUGCUCGGCUACGAUCAUUAGAAGAAGUUUACCUGGAUGGGCCCAGUAAACAAAGUGAAGCACUUUCAUUUGAAACAUUAAUCGAUUCUCUUAUUUGCCUUUACGAUGAAUGUUGCAACAGCACGUUACGGAAGGAAAAAUGUAUUGCAGAGUUUGUCGAAACCGUAAAAUCAGUUAUCAAUAAAGCCAAAGCAUUGCGGUUAUGUAAAGAUGACUUUGAAGUUUUGAAGGUAAUCGGAAAAGGUGCAUUCGGUGAAGUUGCUCUUGUUCGAUUACGCGGUGUUGGAGAGAUUUAUGCUAUGAAAAUAUUGAACAAAUGGGAAAUGGUGAAGCGUGCUGAGACCGCUUGCUUCCGGGAAGAGCGUGAUGUUUUGGUGUACGGUGAUCGGAGGUGGAUCACGAACUUGCAUUAUGCAUUUCAGGAUGAAAAGAAUCUGUAUUUCGUUAUGGAUUACUAUAUCGGCGGUGAUAUGUUGACAUUACUCUCGAAAUUUGUUGACCACAUUCCGGAGUCAAUGGCAAAAUUUUACAUUGCCGAAAUGGUUUUAGCAAUUGAUUCUCUUCAUAAGCUAGGAUACGUUCAUAGAGAUGUUAAACCUGAUAACGUUCUUCUCGAUCGCCAAGGUCAUAUUCGACUAGCUGAUUUUGGAAGUUGUUUACGUCUUCUACCUGAUGGAUCUGUUGCUUCAAAUGUAGCUGUUGGAACUCCGGAUUAUAUAUCACCGGAAAUUCUUCGGGCUAUGGAAGAUGGAAAGGGGCGUUAUGGUAAAGAAUGUGAUUGGUGGUCGCUUGGCAUCUGUAUGUAUGAAAUGCUCUAUGGAACUACACCAUUUUAUUCGGAACGUCUCGUCGAUACAUACGGAAAAAUCAUGAGCCAUCAAGAUAUGCUUGACUUUCCGGACGAUGAAAUCGACUGGACUGUCACAGAAGAAGCUAAAGAUUUAAUACGUCAACUUAUUUGUCCAAGAGAAGUUCGGUUUGGAAGAAACGGAUUAGAUGACUUCAGGAAGCAUCCAUUUUUUGAAGGAAUAUGCUGGGAAACGAUAAGAGAUUCGUCUCCUCCAUACAAACCGGAAGUGUCAAGUCCGGAAGAUACUUCCAAUUUCGACAUUGAAAUUGACGCAAACGAUUGUACUCAUGAAGCACAACCUCCUCGAGUUCUUGCCGCUUUUACGGGGAACCAUCUUCCGUUUGUUGGAUUUACUUAUACACAUGGAAGCUUACUCUCUGAUGCUCGAUCUUUGCGGGACGAAAUUCGGCAAAUUCAAUCGUCUCCUUCCGAUGUUACCGAAAUAGCAUUAAAAGAACUUGAGAACGAAAAGAUGGAGCUCUUAAGGAAACUUAAAGAUGCUCACGAUAUUAUUACUCAACGUUCUGCAGAAACCGCGAAAACGGAAGAAGAUCGAAAUUACGAGGCGAUAAUUGCGCAAUUAAGAGACGAAAUUCAAAUUCUUAACAAAAGACUCGAAGACGAACAAUCGACACCUCAGCAGAAGCCGAAAGAUAUUGAAGAGCUCGAUAAGAAAGCGAAAGAAUUGAAGGAGAAAAACAGGCAAUUGAUAUUGGAAAAGACGGAGCUUCAAAGGGAAAUUGAUACAUCGAUUGACACGAUAAGCCAGUUAACCUCCGAAAAAGCUUCUGCCUUGAAAGAACGUGACGAUGCUCAGAACGAAUUGAAAGAAAUUAGCGAGGCUCUUCUUAAUGAACGAAAUUAUGGACGAAAGCUUAUUGAAGAGAAAAAAUCUUUGGAGGAGACAAUUCAUGAUUUGGAAGAAAAAAUUCAAGAAUUUGAUGCAGAAAACAGGGCAUUGAAGAAGAAGCAAGAAGAAGUCGUUGUCGAAGUAAAGAAAUCUGAAGAAAGAGCGCAUAGCGCUGAAAACUUGUCUGAAGAUUUGUCUGCAGCGAAGUCUGACAUUGCUAAUCUUCAAAAGCUCCACGAAGAAAAGGAAGCUGAAAUCAAGAAACUAAAAGCCAAAUUUGAAGAAGAACGUGUAAAAAUGAGCUCAGCAGCCGAGCAGGAACUCAAAUCGCUAGAGUCUCAUUAUGAACGAGCACAGAAAAUGCUUCAAGACAAUGUCGCUCAGCUUAAUGUUGAGAAUCAAGGUCUUCGCGAUGAAAUUGCAAAGCUUUCUCAGCAAUUGGCUGCUAUACCUCGUGGAACGCUAACCGAACAGCAACUUCUCGAGUUGUUCAAUUGGGUGAAUGAAGAGAAGGCAACACGCGAAGAGAUGGAAAACCUGACAAGGAAGAUAACAGGGGAUGUGGAAUCGCUGAAGAACAACUCGCCUUUAGCUGCAUGCAACUAUCAAAGCACACCAAGUGGAUGGGGAUCUCGUAGAAGUCACAAUGUUGCUCGCAAGGAUGGUUUGGAUUUGCAACGACAACUCCAAGCGGAAAUUGAUGCAAAGCUGAAAUUGAAACUCGAGCUCAAAUCAACGAGAGAGCAGUUUUUGACAGCGACCGCGCGAUUGGAGGAUACUGAAAAGCGGCUUUCGUCAGUGAUGAGAGAAGUUGCGAUGCUAAAAGCGAAAAAUGAAUCUGCCAUUAAUGCUUCCGAAACAGCGCUAUCAUCCACAAUCACUCGAGAUUUAAUGAUAUCAAGUAUGAAUAACGAAUACGAAAUUUCAAAUAGCUCCCUAUUGCGACAAGAACAACUUUCUCGUGCUUCUCAAGCUCCAUCCUAUGAGAAUGCAAUUCCAUUAAGUUCUGACAUAUCUCGACGUCAUGGAGGCGAAGAUGCGCGCUACAUGCGGCCAAAGCAAGUUAUGAAGGCUCCAACACCAUCUUUUGGUGAGCGGGGACACAAUUUCGAACGAUCGAAGAUCAAGACCCCAACGAAAUGUGGACAUUGCACUUCAAUUUUAAUUGGUCUUGAUCGUCAGGGUUACUUCUGCCAAAGCUGUCAGUACGCUUGCCACGUGUCAUGUGCUGAAAGGGUAUCACCGUCAUGUCCGGUUCCUGAAGAAGAUCGAAGACCGUUGGGAAUAGAUCCAACGCGUGGAGUUGGAACUGCUUAUGAAGGAAUGGUGAGAACGCCAAGAAGUGGAGGUGUUCGAAAGGGUUGGCAAUUCGCAUACGUUGUCGUUUGUGAUUUUAAACUCUAUCUUUAUGAUUGUACUGUCGAUCGGCAAAACAAAAUGCAAGAUGUAAAGAAUGAAAUUCGUCUUGUACUUGACAUGCGCGAUCCUGAUUUCACCGUUUGUGGUGUCAGCGAGGCCGAUGUCAUUCAUGCUCAAAAAACAGAUAUUUCGAAAAUUUUCCGAGUCACAACAACCCAAAUAUUGAACUCCUCAUCGGAAUACGUGUCUUCGUCAAAGUUCUAUACACUUUUCAUGGCAGAGACUGAAGAAGAAAAGAGGAAAUGGGUUGUGGCACUGAGUGAAUUGAAGACGUUACUUCGGCGAUCAAAACUUGCUGAUAGAAGAGCAUUUGCUGUGAAGGAAGCUUUCGAUGUAACAACAUUACCGUCAAUUCGGGUUGCUCAAUGCUGUGCGAUUAUCGAUCGAUCGAAGACCGUCAUAGGUUUUGCUGACCAUGGUCUUUUCUGUGUCGACCUUAGUCGCCAGAUUCUCAUACCUGUCGGUGGGGAAAAGGAAAACAAACAAAGAUGUGUGGAACUUGUGGAGUACGAUGAACAAGAGCAACUUCUCAUGAUGAUGGUUGGACCAAGCAAAGAUCGACAUAUUCGGAUAGUACCCAGUGCGGCAUUGGACGGAAGAGACUUGAAAUGGAUCAAAGUCAAUGAAACAAAAGGAUGCCACCUUUUGGCCGUCUCGGCGGCGCAUCCAUCAAAUUCGUCGAAAGUUGGAUUCUUUGCGGUGGCAAUGAAGAAGAGUGUUGUCAUUUUCCAAAUCGAUCGAUCUGAAAAACGACACAAAAAGUGGAAGGAGCUUGCAAUGCCUGGAACCCCUCAAAGUAUAUGCAUCCUGAACGGAAAGCUAUUUGUCGGUUUCCCUCACGGUUUCCGAGCGUGGUCUUUGACAACAUCUGAAGGACUUCAUAAUUCGUCUUCAGAUUUGCAAAAUGGGGCAAUUCUGCAGCAUACUACUCUUGUGAAUAUGGAGGACACAAGUCUUCAGUUCCUCAGCCAACAAGCAUCUUAUGAAGCAAAGCUUAUUGUCAAUGUGCCUGGAUCGCCUGAAGAAUAUCUGCUCGUGUUCAACAUGCUUGGGCUAUACGUGAACGAACAUGGAAUGCGUUCGAGAAUGCCGGAAAUUAUGUUCCCCGGUGUUGCGAAAGCAUUCUCGUAUCAUGAGCCAUAUCUGUGUGUUUAUUUGGAAAAUGAGAUUGAUGUAUUUAACGUAAUUCUUGCGGAAUGGGUGCAGACAAUCAAUUUGAGGUAA
Messenger RNA from Caenorhabditis bovis, 4374 nucleotides. NCBI's taxonomy places the organism in Eukaryota, Metazoa, Nematoda, Chromadorea, Rhabditida, Rhabditidae. The record is from the annotation of a GenBank genome assembly.